This is a messenger RNA of Jaculus jaculus (lesser Egyptian jerboa), 2373 nucleotides long. RefSeq names its product sodium/hydrogen exchanger 2-like. Gene Ontology annotation, molecular function: sodium:proton antiporter activity. The transcript is spliced from 14 exons. Gene Ontology annotation, cellular component: membrane. Gene Ontology annotation, biological process: regulation of pH; proton transmembrane transport; sodium ion transport. Bases 1 to 2373 code for a protein of 790 amino acids. NCBI's taxonomy places the organism in Eukaryota, Metazoa, Chordata, Mammalia, Rodentia, Dipodidae. The record is from RefSeq and is a predicted model, not a curated record.
AUGGCUUAUGGGGUAGUGCUCUUGGUGCCCCCUUUGCUGGGGCUGCUCUGCUCCCAGCUCCUGGGAACCACUGGGGACAAUAUGCAUCACUACCAGGAUGAGCAUACAGACAAUGGUAGCUGGGGACCUAAAGUAAACCAGGAUAAUGGUUCAGGAGUGUCUACUCACACACUGUUCUUUUCUGUGGAUUACCAGCAUGUGAAGAUCCCUUUUGAAAUCACACUCUGGAUUAUGCUUGCUUCUCUUGCAAAAAUAGGAUUUCACCUCUAUAAUAGGAUGCCCACAGUAGUCCCUGAAAGCUGCCUCUUGAUAUUUGUAGGUCUCAUCAUGGGAGGACUAAUUUACAUUUUAAAUGACAAUUCCCCACUAGUGAUGGAUAGUGACAUAUUUUUCCUAUACUUACUCCCACCAAUAGUCCUUGAAGCAGGAUAUUUUAUGCCCAGUCAGCCCUUCUUUGAGAACAUAGGAACGAUUCUGUUAUAUGCUAUCAUUGGAACCAUGUGGAAUGCAUUUGGAAUAGGCCUUUCUCUCUAUGGCCUAUGUCAGGUGAAAUACUUCAACCUUCAAGAUGUGUCAUUGCUCCAUAACCUUUGGUUUGGUAGUUUGAUUGCUGCUGUAGAUCCUGUGGCUGUUCUAUCUGUAUUUGAAGAAAUACAUGUGAAUGAGAAGCUUUAUAUUUUGGUAUUUGGAGAAUCUCUUCUUAAUGAUGCUGUUACUGUUGUACUAUAUAAACUCUUCAAGUCUUUCAGUGAAAUGUCGUCUGUCAAACUGGUGGAUAUUUUGGCUGCGGUAGGAAAUUUCUUUUUAGUUGGAGUAGGAGGAAUUGUCAUUGGGCUCCUGUUUGGCAUGUUUGCUGCAUUUACUACUCGCUUUACCAAGGCCAUCAGGGUCAUUGAACCACUCUUCGUCUUUUUAUAUAGUUAUCUCUCCUACCUGACUGCUGAAAUGUUCCAUCUCUCAGGAAUUGUAGCAAUUAUUACCUGUGCUAUGAGCAUGAAACGCUAUGUGGAAGCUAAUAUUUCUCAGAAGUCCCGAACUACUAUUAAAUACUUUAUGAAAAUGUGGAGCAGUGUUAGUGACACUCUUAUCUUCAUCUUCCUUGGUGUUUCUACUAUUGGAAAUAAUCAUGAAUGGAAUUGGCCUUAUAUUUGUUUCACUGUCAUAUUUUGUCUUAUCUGGAGAACAUCAGGAGUGCUUAUGCUGACUUUCUUCGUGAACAAAUGUCAUGUGAAUGCAGUCACCAGAAAAGACCAGUUUACUAUAGCCUAUGGGGGACUGAGGGGAGCAAUCUGCUUCUCCCUUGUUUUUCUGCUCCCAGAAUUUUCCAGAAAGAAGCUAUUCAUUGCAGCAACAACAGUUGUCAUUCUCUUCACUGUUUUUGUGCAGGGUGUGACUAUCCGUCCUCUUGUUGACUUACUAGAUGUGGCAAGGAGAAGGGAGACCACCCCAACUGUGAGUGAACAAAUCCUUAUGAGGUUCUUUGAUCAUUUGCUGGCUGGUAUAGAAGAUAUAUCAGGACACUGGGGACAAUAUUAUUGGAAAGACAAAUUGGAAUAUUUCAAUGGCAGAUAUCUACAGAAAAUUUUGCUCCGAGAAUAUGACCAGCCCAAAUCAAGUAUUGUGCUUCUUUAUGAAAAGCUGGAAAGAAAACAUGCCAUUGAGCUGGCAGAAACAGGCCAGUUAGUACACACGCCAUCUAGUGUAUCUUUAAUACAUAGUAAUGAAACAACAGGAUCAGUUUCAUCCCCUGUUCCUCAGAAUCAAGAUCUUAUGGCUAAUAUUCAAGACAUACUAACUGCAAACCUUUAUAAAAUCAGAAGAAUGGCUCCAGCAUACAGUAGGUACACUCUUCCAGGAGAAAUGGGAGCAGCAGAACAGGCAAAGGAAAUUCUCAUCCAUCGACAUAAGGACAUGCGACUCAGUCUUUCUCCAUAUGACUACUGUCAGCUUCAAAAGGAGAUAGGUUCUGAUACAAUAAUUGUGGAUGACUUCGAUAUUUCAAAAUUGUCUUUAGCAGAUGAUUCCAUGGCAUCUUCUGGUGUGAAAUACAGUCGCUCCAAGUCAGAAUGUUAUGUCACUUCCAUGAAGGAAAGCCAUGUGGAUUGGGUAAAUGAAGAUGAAACAGAUCAAGAUGAGAAACUCAACAAAUCUACCAGUUCUAUCAUGAAGAUUGGAAUUGCUGCUCUCAUAGCAGGAAUUAUUGGUGCUAUUGGCAUUAUUCUAUUUUUGGUAGCAUUUGGAACUGAAUAUUGGUUAUGUGUAACAGAGACCUGUGGACGUCCUGAUUCUAUCAAUGGAACUUUGGAUAUUGAAGAGUUUAUCAAAGAUUCAAAGAUGCUUUUAAAUGGAACAACGGACACAUUUUACAUGUAG